UAAUAUGAAUUUCCAAUGGAAGAAAGAUGGUUGCUUAUCGCAUUACGCUUUAGUAAGCAAUUUAGCAGGGUGAGGAGAAAGAAAGGUUGGCGAGGGAGAUGUUGGCUGGACGAGUGGUAUAAAAGGAUCGAAAUGAUCCAUUACGCGAUCAGUGUAGCAAGACGACAAAUGCGCGCCACACGAUCCGAUAAUCGUGCCAUAUUAACUCGGGCCCAUCCCAAGAGUAUAAAAGAUGUCUCAAUUGGAAUCGAACCUCAGUGUUUCAUACGAAAAGGACAUGUCAACGUCGAAGAACAGUUCUCUGCUGCGUCUCAACCAAGAGAGCCGUGGGACCAACGAUUGGCAGGACCACGACACAGACUCCGAAAUCAGCGAAAACGAGUUCCUGACGAAAGGUGCUUUCCUGCUAACGCCCAGUCACGACCUCAGCAUGGAGAAGGCGGCGACCAUUUGCGAGAAAAUGAACUUCCGGUUGCCAUACCGUGCAGACCGGCGAAGACGUUUACGGUUUAUGUGCUCGAUGUUCCCGAAGAAGUACCGGAAGACGACAUACGGCACGCCCUGUACAAGUAUCGAUCUAUCGUCGAAGUAACAAGGCUGCCUCUGCACACCGGAACUGUGCUGAAGGCCAUCAAUGACAAAUUGAGAGGCGAUGCCCUAAAUUUCAACGAGCCGGCCACUAUUUAUACAGGACCGCCGGUAAUAAGAGUCACCCUUGCGAGUGUGGAGGAGACCUCGUUGUUACUGAGCCGGGGUUUGGACUUUUAUGGGGCCACAUAUUUCCCGACCGAAACACCCCAUCCUGCGGCUCACACUCUCGCCAAAUACAAAAACAACAGAUGGACGGAACUUGCAUCGCUUGGAGCCGGACAACGGGUCAGAGAUCUACUUCCGGUUUUCGACAACGCGGGAUUCAAUAAACUAGGACCACCUGCGAGCCGAAUCAUAAAACCCCAAAGAAACUGACACUUCCCUUUCAAAGGACCGCAACACAUUAACUUCAAAGGUUUUAUAUUCAUUCCAAAAACCGUGUUAUAAACUUUGUAACUGAAUAUGAAACAAGAAUUUAAUUUGAAAAUUAUUCAAAAAAAGUAAAGUUUGCCUUACUAAUGCUAAUUUUUAAAAACUAAAGGAAAUUAUGGUCUUACAUUAAUUAAUAAAUAAUUUUCCAAUCAUCAUAUUUGAUGAAUUAUAUCAACAAUUAAAAUAAUUGAUAUUUUAAGCAUAACUUUAGGACAAAUUUGUCAACUCUAUAAGAAAACUAGUCAGAAUGUAAUGUCAGCAGUUACAUAUAUAAUUUAUUACCAGUAUUUUAAUUGAAUGAUUAAUAAAAGAGUCAAUGUGCCAGGGGUAAUCUACUAAUGAAUUGUGAAAUUAUAUUCAACUACUUCAUAUCUGCAUAAUUUUAAUUGUACGACUCUCGAAAGCCUGUAUUUAAUACAUACAAAAUUGACGCAU
Messenger RNA from Leptopilina heterotoma, 1458 nucleotides. RefSeq lists its product as uncharacterized. The transcript has 5 exons. Bases 16 to 966 code for a protein of 316 amino acids. NCBI's taxonomy places the organism in Eukaryota, Metazoa, Arthropoda, Insecta, Hymenoptera, Figitidae. The record is from RefSeq and is a predicted model, not a curated record.